Vombatus ursinus (common wombat) is the source of this 1175-nucleotide messenger RNA. RefSeq names its product CREB-regulated transcription coactivator 1-like. The transcript has 6 exons. Gene Ontology annotation, cellular component: nucleus; cytoplasm. The record is from RefSeq and is a predicted model, not a curated record. Gene Ontology annotation, molecular function: cAMP response element binding protein binding. The coding region runs from base 1 to 1020 and encodes 339 amino acids. Gene Ontology annotation, biological process: positive regulation of transcription by RNA polymerase II. NCBI's taxonomy places the organism in Eukaryota, Metazoa, Chordata, Mammalia, Diprotodontia, Vombatidae.
AUGUUGGCGACUCCAGGUUCCUCCCAACAGCACCGUCAGCCAGCGGUCAGCCCCCUGUCCCUGAACGCAGAGUCAAGACGGCAGCAGAGCCAGCAGAUGUCUCCCACGCUCUCCCCUCUGUCGCCAAUCACUCAGGCCGUGGCUAUGGACGCUCUGUCCCUGGAGCAGCAGCUGCCAUACUCCUUUUUCACUCAAGCGAGUUCCCAGCAGCCACCGCCGCCGCCGCCCCAGCAGCCUCCGCAGCAGCCGCAGCCCCAGUCACAGCCACAGCAGCCCCAGGUGCCCAGCAGCCUCUCCCAGACCACCCCCUUAAUGCCGAGCUCGGGUUUACAGCGGGGGCCGCCACUCCCCCCUCUCUCGGUCACAGUACCAUCUACUAUCCCCCAGUCCCCUCCAGGCAACCAGGCCCAGCCAUCGAUGGGAAUAGACAUCACCUCGGGUUCACUCCAGCAGUACCGCAGUAAUGCUGGCUCCCCAGCCAACCAGUCUCCCACCUCUCCUGUCUCCAAUCAAGGCUUCUCUCCUGGCAGCUCCCCUCAACACUCUUCCGUCCUGGGCAGCGUCUUUGGGGACUCCUUUUAUGAUCAGCAGAUGACAGCGAGGCAGGCUAAUGCCCUGUCCCAUCAGCUGGAACAGUUUAAUAUGAUUGAAAACGCUAUCAGCUCUAACAGCCUCUACAGCCCCUGCUCCACACUUAACUACUCCCAGGCUGCCAUGAUGGGACUGACAGGGAGUCACAGCAGCCUUCAGGACUCACAGCAGCUAAACUACUCAAGCCACGGAAACAUCCCCAACAUCAUCCUUACAGUGACAGGGGAGUCCCCUCCCAGUUUAUCAAAAGAACUGACCAGCACUUUGGCAGGAGUUGGUGAUGUCAGUUUCGAUUCCGAUUCCCAGUUCCCCCUGGACGAACUCAAGAUUGACCCUUUAACCCUAGAUGGGCUUCACAUGCUCAAUGAUCCUGACAUGGUCCUCACUGACCCUGCCACAGAGGACACUUUCCGAAUGGACCGGCUGUAGGGUGUGGACAACCUUGAGCCUAGGAAUGUGUCACCUUCCUGGUGCCCAGCCGAACUGAACACAGCCCACGGGUCAGUGGAGUCAGAUUCCAUGGUUCCUGAGAGCAGCCGCUCUGCCCCAUUCAAUUGAGUAAAGCUUGUCGUUCUAAGCUUGCA